UGGAACCUCGGCCACACAGAGCCCUUUAGCAUGAUCUCGAUUAAUUCUCUAAGCUGAAUUGUCAAAGGCUAGCUCCUCCUUCGGCCCGCUUCUCGCCCUCCAGACACACGCACUGUAAGAGAUCGUGCAAGUUAACUCGAAGGGGAAGCCAGAAGCGGUUUAUGAGGGUCCAGGUGCUGUCACCUGCCCCACACCCAGGCAAGAUCAAAAGGGAACUGGAGUGAAUAUGGAGGUAGAGUGGUUGUACCACAUGAGGCGAGACAUGCAAGAAAUUCUUCCUGGCCUCUUCCUUGGCCCAUACAAUGCUGCCACAAAAUCUCGGUUCAAGACCCUACUAGAUCAUGGAAUCACUCACAUUAUCUGCAUCAGGCAGAGCAUAGAAUCGCACAUGAUUCGGGCAAACUUUCCUGAUAAAAUAAAGUACCUGGUAUUAGAUAUGGCAGACAUAUGGACACAGAACCUCAUCUCCCACCUCUCAGAGUGCCGAACCUUCAUUGACGAGUGUCUGGCUUCAGGUGGAAAGUGUCUUGUCCAUGGAAACUUAGGGAUUUCGCGAAGCGCAUCAGUUGUAGUUGCAUAUGUUAUGGAGAAGAAGGCCCUUAGUUAUAAGGAAGCUCUAGAAUUUGUGCAAAAUAGAAGAUACUGCAUAAAUCCAAACGAUGGGUUUAAGCAGCAGCUAAUAGAAUAUGAAGCCAUUUACAAAGCCCAGCAAACCUUGCUCAAUGGCCAAUGUUCACAGGAGAAAGGGAAGCUCAAGAGAAAGCACGACCAAACCUUCGACGACUUUGACCAGGACUCCUCGGAACCCAUGGAAGCUCUGAGCUGAUAACAGGGUAGUUGACUUUUUUUUUUCUCUCUUUUGUUUUAUUCAUUUUCAUUUUUCUUUUCUGAAAAGCUGAUCUUGUGAUAAAAUGGGAACUUUGUACUGGUGUGUUUUUUAUUUAUUAUUAUUUUAUUUCUCUUUUUUAUGGAUCUGUGAUUUUGGUUCGUAUUAUUUUAUGCACUUCUGAUGCUGAGCCUCCUAAAUUAUUUGAUAUGUGAUAGAAAAAAGUGUGAGACUUUAAUUCCUUGCUAGAAAGGUGAAUCCACUGAAGUACUGUCUUGUAUUAUGUAGUGGGUUCAUCUUUCCACAUUUUCUUGUUCAUGACUACAUUGAAGUUUCAUUGUAUUCUGAAAGAUUGUUGUAUUAGUAGCUGUUCUCUCUCUUUCUUUCUUUCUUUCUUUCUCUCUUUCUCUCUCUCUUUCUUUCUCUCUUUCUUUCUCUCUCUCUCUCUCUCUCUCUCUCUCUCUCUCUCU
Molecule: messenger RNA, 1296 nt
Organism: Penaeus indicus
Lineage: Eukaryota; Metazoa; Arthropoda; Malacostraca; Decapoda; Penaeidae
Product: serine/threonine/tyrosine-interacting protein-like
Exons: 5
Coding region: 227-826 (199 amino acids)
Biological process (GO): negative regulation of protein binding; regulation of ERK1 and ERK2 cascade; protein dephosphorylation
Cellular component (GO): nucleoplasm; cytoplasm
Molecular function (GO): F-box domain binding; protein tyrosine/serine/threonine phosphatase activity
Source: RefSeq, a predicted model, not a curated record